GACAUACAACAUUUGUUAGUUUAAUAUUGCUUACUUUAGAUAUGUUUAUUUGAAAUACAAUCUCAAUAUGUUCAUAAAUAGAUUAACUGUUUCUAAUAAACUAAAAUUAAUUAAGGUUAAAUUUUAUCCUCAAAAAAUUAUCAUAUACAACUACAGCAAUGUAAAAAAACAUACAGCUUGUAAAAUAGCAGAUUUGAUUAACAGACAAAUUCAGACUGAGCAGCAGGUAGCUCAACAUUACUUAAGUCUAGCAGUCACCUUUCUCAAUGUGAAGUCACUAUAUCAUGGGGCAGGUGGCUUUUUCAUGAAAAUGUAUUUUGAAGAGUUAGAUCAUAUGCAAGGUUUUAUAAAAUAUCAGUUAAUCAGAGGAAAUAUACCAAAUAUAUGUGGAAUUGAGAAACCAAAUUUACCUGAUAACCUUCCAUUAAUUGAAGCAUUUAGAUACAGUCUUAAAAUGGAAGAACAAGUUAACCAACUUUUAGAAGAGAUUGUAACAGAAGCCAAUGAUAUCAAAGAUUACCACUGUGCAGAUUUUGUUACCUCAGUAUAUUUGAGUGAACAAAUCCAAUCAAUUAAUGAAAUUAAUCAUUAUAUUAUCAAACUCUCAUCAUUUGGUGAUGAUAUACAUGCUAUCCACAACUUUGACACAAGCUUAAUUAAGCUGUUUCCCUUUAGUAAUCGCUUAAAUUUAUACAAAACAAAACUAUAAAUUUAAAAACGUUUUGCUCGAAAGAUUUUUAUUCACAAGUAUGAUUAAAUUCUGUUAGUUCUGAAAGAACUUUUGUUACAUCAUCAAGCUUAUAGUCUUUUAAUAGGGUACACAAUUUAUUUGAUUGAUCCACUGUGUUGUUACCAUUAACAGAUAAUGAGCGCCAAUCCAAGUACCAUUGUACAACAAUAUCUGAAAUAUAAAACUAAUCGUUACAUAAAAUUUGCUAUGAAAUGACUUUAAAAUUAAAUUAUUUGUACAAUAACUAUAAUAAUAUAAAUAUAAAACCAAAUUUAAUCAAAAUAUUACACUGAUUGGGCAUUUCUGUGAUGAUAUUUACUAUGACAGAAAUUUCAAUGAUUACCUAUGAGUUCAUCAAAAUUUGAUUGUAAUAUUUCACUUUCUGAAUUUUUCAAAACUGUAUAAUAUUCUUUACAUAAAACAGGUUUUUCGGCGUUAAUUGCCUUGGUGUCCAGUUCUAGUAAAUCUAAAGCCUUCGCCAGAGUGACUUGGUUUUUCUUUUCAUAUGCAAUACUAAUGAUGUUUUCAAUCAAUUUGAAUGAUUUCAAACAACAAUCAUCAGGAAUAUCUGAAAUGUUUCAUAAUAUUCUAUAUUAAAGAUUAACCACCCGCAGCCUGGAAUGAA
Molecule: messenger RNA, 1355 nt
Organism: Bombyx mori (domestic silkworm)
Lineage: Eukaryota; Metazoa; Arthropoda; Insecta; Lepidoptera; Bombycidae
Product: ferritin heavy chain
Exons: 2
Coding region: 68-709 (213 amino acids)
Biological process (GO): intracellular iron ion homeostasis; iron ion transport
Cellular component (GO): cytoplasm
Molecular function (GO): ferrous iron binding; ferric iron binding
Source: RefSeq, a predicted model, not a curated record